Molecule: messenger RNA, 3346 nt
Organism: Phyllotreta striolata
Lineage: Eukaryota; Metazoa; Arthropoda; Insecta; Coleoptera; Chrysomelidae
Source: the annotation of a GenBank genome assembly
GUUUUCAGUUGGCGACGCUUGUUUGUUUUGAUUGUAUGUAUACAAAUUUUUGAUUUUGAAGUUUUAUCAUUAAAGUUAUAUUAAUUCGUGAUGGUCUCGAAGCAACGUUUCUGUUCGUCCGAAGGAAAAUCGCCAGCGGUUAGUUAUGACUGAUACAGACGAUACCGACGAGUUGUUGUUGAUUCCUCCCGAUUUCUUUUCGAUCGAAUCCGAUUCGAAUCACCCGGACUCGGUGCCGCAAUACUACAACAUCGUAGACAAGCUCAUCAAGCAAGUGGACAGUCUACAGACCCGUUUGAAAUCCAUCGAAACCUCCAAGGCGUCGGAUUUCGCGCUAAACAUGGACACCAAGCAAGACUUUCGCAGAUUUAACAGCACAGACGACUUGCCAACGCGCGGUAGUUUCAGCGCUCAAAAUACCCCCCAAAAACCAUCUUCCAAAUUCCGGUUGAGUUCCUUACCGAACAGCCCAAACAUCGACCGAUUCAAUUACGAACGAAAGAAUUUCAAUUCGAAAUUCACCGAUGACAGCGCACUGAAUUCGAAGCACGCAAGAGACCAGCCGAUUAACGAAGUCGAUACGUUCCUAUCCAAAGUUAAAAGCAUCCAACGGUUAUCGACCGUACGAAAUCUAGAAAACGAUUUCGAUAACUACAAAACCACCAAACCCAAAGAAGAACCGUACGCCUUAAAAACCACCUGGCAAUGCGGGGACAACAAGGACAGCGUUCCGGAUUACGGAAUGGGCAUGAGGGACGCCCUCUACGACAACGAUAAACUAAAAUCGGACAAUUUCGAUUCGCUGUCGCCCCCCGACAGGCAUCGCAGUUUCUCCGACUCCAGCACCGACUCCACUCUGACCACGGCCUACGCCAAAUCGAAGUCGAACCGGACCGAUUCGCAGGACCCCAUUCACUUCAACGCGCUCAAAGCCAUCGACAUGCACAAGAAACUGAUGGAGGAGUCCAGCGUGAAGAGGACCCCGUACAAGAAGAAGUCCCGGAGCUCCGUCGGCGAAGAGCUGGGUUUGAUGAAUCUUGCCGAUAUCUGGGGCAACAAGGGGCGCGCAAAUUUGAACGUGCCCGAGCUGAUGCAGAAGUUGCAGGAGGAGAAAUGCAGGCGGCAGCAUUGCGAAAACAUCAUCCAGGAAUUGCAAACGAGGAACCUGGAGAUGCAACAGAAAGUCUCCGUGGCCGUUAAAGUCGACGACAGCAAGAACAAGACCAUCCAACAGCUCCAAGACACUGUCGAGAAGUUGCUGAACAGGUUCGAGAAAUUGAACAGGGAGAAAAUCGACAGGGAAUUCGACGUCGAGAAGCUCAAAAAGAGGCUGAUGGACGAAAAAGAGGAAACGAAUCAAAGAAUCCACCAUUAUGAAAGCGAAGCUUCGAAGGCCUUGAAUUUGGCGCACGCCAAUCAGGAAAAAUCCGUGGCGUUGGAACGAAAAUGUUGCGAUUUGGAAGCCGAAAAUCACUCGUUGAAGAAGAAAUUGGAAUCGCUCGAGCAAAAUUACGCCAAAGAAUGCGAUAAAAACAAACAAAUCGCCGAUAUUUUGACGAAGAAAGAAGUGGAAAUCAACGAAAACAAAUUGACCCUCUCGAACGCAUCGGCCGAAAUAAACCAAAGCAGGAAGACGAUAGAGAAUUGCGAGAGGGAAUUCGCCAGAAUGAAAGAAGAUUACCACAAAAUCGACGAGAAGCUCAAAGAGGAACGAAACCAAACGGUCAAACUCAACAAAGAAAUCAUGGAUUUGCUCGACGAAUUGGAGAGUAGAAAAAAACGCGAAGUAAGCGAGCUAUACUCGGAUAUCGAUCAUAGGUUCGUUCCGACGGAAGUCGAACUGCAAGAGGAAAUCGCCGCGCUGACGAGGCAAUUACAAAGCAAUAAAGUAGAUUUAAGGAACUUUUACCAAGGCCAAGUGGAAAUUCUGGUGCAGGGGAAAUUGAAGGAGUUCCAAUGCCAAUUGGACCGGACCGAGGACAAUUUCAAGGAGGAGAUCAAAAAGAGGGAAAUGGCCGUCGCCAAAUCGGCCGCCGAGCAUUUGCAACGCCUGUCGGAAAAGUCGUCGCUCGAAAUCAAAUUGCUCGAAAGGAAACACCGAGAAGAGAUAAAAUUGUAUCGAAUCGAAGUGAUGAAGUACAAACAACAGGCGGAGAGCAUACAAAACAGAUUGCUGCAUUUCCAGGAGAAACGCGUGUCGGUAGCCAAGCAAUUGCAAAAAGUUAUGGAGUCCCAAUGGAGCGAGGCGAUGAAGAUAAUCGCCAAUGGAAAGAACCAAUUGAACAAUUUAAAGACGAAAUCGUACAGUAAUUUGGAAGAGGUGCUCAGCCAACACGAUGGUAUCGAACACGACGUAGGUUGUAGUAAAGGAAGAGAUAUAUGGAAACAGGAGGAACCUUUGGAUACCCCGGUAUCCAGUAAAAUGGUUCCUUUAACGAAACCCGGCAUAGGCGAAGCGGAGAUACAAAAAUACAUCAAUAUGUUUUUGAAUAAAGCGCCAGGAAAUGCCGGAUUGCAGGAUGAUUUGGUGCAGGAAAUGGAGAAUCAGUACCUCGAAGACUUGAAUAGGGACAAAGAAGACGGAUCCAGGACGGGGAAAGGACAACAAAAGGACCGCAAAGGACUCAAACCGCCUUGGAAAUGAACGCAGUAAAUUUAAUGUUCGAGAAUUUUAUAUUUUAUUUUUUUAUUAGAGAAUUCGUAACGUUUAUUUUUAUAUACAGUAACGUGGACAAUAAAAUUGUAUUUUUUUAAAUUGUAGUACUCUGACUAAAUGCCCCAAAAAUUAGCCAUAUUCACCCAAUGCCUGUUAAAUCGCUAACAGAGAGAUAAGUUCUUAUCAGUCUGUUAACGCCAUAUUUUGGCAUUCAUUAAUGUCAGUUAAUACUUAACAGUCAGAUAAAAGUAAUAGAGCAAAAUCGAACUGAUAAUAGAAGUAACUGAUUGAUAACUUCAAUACAAAUGUCGAAAUUAUGAAGUUAGGAACUAUCAUAAUACCAAUUCAAUCUUGGUAAUUUUUAAGAAAACUGUCUGUUUACUAUUCACUUCAAAUAACGCGGUGAAUAACAAACAUUGUUAACCGACUGUUAAAUGUUAUGAAACCGACAGUUAUCAGCUUGUUAAACCGAAAUUGGCGAAUACUGGCGUUAGUACUGCAAAAUUCCUAGUGUACAUGUUUCAUAGGAUGUCUCCUACCAGCAACCGCCGGUCGGUUAAUCAACACCGAAGGCGGUAAAUCCGCGUCGGUGGAAUUACAAUUAGCCUGUUGCAUAUCGAACAUGUAAGACAAAUCGAUAUCGUACCUGGGCAGCUUAUCUCUCAAGUAAGAGAUCACGUUCUUCCCCAA